AUGUCUCUCAAUCUUGAGAAGCAACUCCGUUUCUAUGGCGCCUAUCACCACAAUCCGGCCAAUAUUGGCAUUCAUUUGAUCGGAGUUCCUGUCAUCCUCUGGACUACAUUCCUGCUGGGCACUAAUACUCCGACCCUCAUACCGUUGCCCGAUGCCAAUACCGUUCCUUACCUCGAUUUGAACAUCGGCACAUUACUUUGUAUAGCAUACUCUGCUUUGUACAUUUUACUCGAACCCGUCGCUGGAUCCGCCCUGUCUGUUCUUUUGUUCGCCGGGACAGCAUAUGGAAAAUACUUGACAUCUCUACAUGGGAUGACAGCGAACUUCUGGGCGGUUUGUGGAUUUGCCGCUGCCUGGAUUGCUCAAUUCGUUGGCCACGGCUUAUUUGAGGGGCGUGCACCGGCGCUUCUUGACAACCUUUUCCAAGCACUAUUCCUCGCACCUUUGUUUGUCUGGCUAGAGCUCCUAUUCGCUCUUGGCUACAGACCUGAAUUACGAAAUCGCGUUGAAAAGAUGGUCAUUCAAGAUAUCGCCAAGUUUCGCGAAGCAAAGACACAAAAGGCCAAUGGUACUGCGAACGGAACCGUUACAAAUGGCCACGCCAAACAAUCCUAG
Molecule: messenger RNA, 615 nt
Organism: Exophiala bonariae
Lineage: Eukaryota; Fungi; Ascomycota; Eurotiomycetes; Chaetothyriales; Herpotrichiellaceae
Exons: 4
Coding region: 1-615 (204 amino acids)
Biological process (GO): sphingoid catabolic process
Cellular component (GO): endoplasmic reticulum
Source: RefSeq, a predicted model, not a curated record